Messenger RNA from Tupaia belangeri chinensis (Chinese tree shrew), 3263 nucleotides. RefSeq names its product adaptor related protein complex 3 subunit mu 1 (gene AP3M1). Lineage: Eukaryota; Metazoa; Chordata; Mammalia; Scandentia; Tupaiidae. Gene Ontology annotation, biological process: vesicle-mediated transport; intracellular protein transport. The transcript has 8 exons. The coding region runs from base 1 to 1257 and encodes 418 amino acids. Gene Ontology annotation, cellular component: clathrin adaptor complex. The record is from RefSeq and is a predicted model, not a curated record.
AUGAUCCACAGUCUAUUUCUCAUAAACUGUUCUGGUGACAUAUUUCUAGAGAAGCACUGGAAGAGUGUAGUGAGUCAGUCUGUCUGUGAUUAUUUCUUUGAAGCUCAGGAGAAAGCUGCUGAUGUUGAAAAUGUACCACCUGUCAUUUCAACACCUCACCACUACCUCAUCAGUAUCUACCGAGAUAAGCUCUUCUUUGUGUCUGUCAUACAGACUGAAGUGCCACCUCUUUUUGUAAUUGAGUUUCUACAUCGAGUUGCUGACACUUUUCAGGACUACUUUGGUGAGUGUUCGGAGGCUGCAAUUAAAGAUAAUGUUGUCAUAGUAUAUGAACUUUUGGAAGAAAUGCUAGAUAAUGGAUUUCCAUUGGCUACUGAAUCUAACAUUUUGAAAGAAUUAAUUAAGCCACCAACAAUUCUACGUUCUGUUGUCAACUCUAUCACAGGCAGUAGUAAUGUUGGGGACACACUCCCCACUGGGCAGCUGUCCAACAUCCCAUGGCGCCGGGCAGGGGUAAAGUACACAAAUAACGAAGCCUAUUUUGAUGUCGUUGAAGAAAUAGAUGCAAUUAUAGAUAAAUCAGGAUCUACAGUCUUUGCAGAAAUUCAGGGGGUCAUUGAUGCUUGCAUUAAGCUAUCUGGAAUGCCUGAUCUCUCUCUCUCUUUCAUGAACCCAAGGCUUCUGGAUGAUGUCAGCUUCCAUCCUUGCAUCCGGUUCAAGCGUUGGGAAUCUGAAAGAGUUCUGUCGUUUAUUCCUCCAGAUGGAAAUUUCCGACUCAUAUCGUACCGUGUCAGCUCACAAAAUUUAGUGGCAAUACCAGUAUAUGUGAAACAUAGUAUCAGCUUUAAGGAAAACAGUUCUUGUGGGAGAUUUGAUAUAACAAUUGGACCAAAGCAAAACAUGGGGAAAACUAUUGAAGGAAUCACAGUGACAGUUCACAUGCCAAAAGUCGUGCUGAAUAUGAACCUGACUCCAACACAAGGCAGCUAUACAUUCGAUCCAGUCACCAAGAUACUAACAUGGGAUGUGGGAAAAAUUACUCCACAAAAGCUCCCAAGUCUUAAAGGACUGGUAAAUUUACAAUCUGGAGCACCUAAGCCAGAAGAGAAUCCAAGUCUCAACAUUCAGUUCAAGAUCCAGCAGCUUGCUAUUUCAGGCUUAAAAGUAAACCGCUUGGAUAUGUAUGGGGAGAAAUACAAGCCAUUUAAAGGAGUCAAAUAUGUCACGAAAGCUGGAAAGUUCCAAGUGAGGACAUGAGAAGAGGCCAAAAUUCCUCAAGAUCAGUUUGUUUCCCUAGUGUCAUUACAAUUUAUGAUUAUUAGGUACCAAGUGGGUGGGAAAUCAGAUUCUAGUUAAAGCAUUUGUGUCGAGCUACACACCACUAACAGAGUUGCUUAGUAAUCAAUGUAGGGUUCUUAAGGAGCUUUAAGCUAAGGAAACUUUUCCAAUGACUUAGCUUAUUUUGUAUCUUUUCACUUAAGAUUUUCAAAGUGAUUUAUUCCAUAGGGGUACCAGCUGAAUGCUGCACAUUUUGACAGUAAAAACAAUAGGCCACAGUGAUAACCUCUCUCCUAAAACGAGUCAACUGGUCUCAUCCAGCAGGAACUGUUUCAGUCUGUAAUGAGAUGUAUCAGGUGCAGCAAAUAUUAUACCUUCUGAUCUUAGCCAAUCCAAAUCAGUAUCUGUUCCAACAGAGGAAAUUCCCCCCACCCCAAGAAGUUUACAAAACAACUGCCUCUUCAAGUGUUUGCCUUAUUCAGCUUUUCACUUGUGCCAUUAAGCAAGCACUGUAGCAAAAGCCACUUCCACAUGGCCCUGGCCAGGAGCUCUGUUGCUCCACGCUCCAUUCUCAUUGCACUUGGUAUUGUAUUUUUUUAUAAAUAAGAUUUUUACAUAAAGCUCAGAUUUUGAUUUACAGGGACCUUGCUGCAGUAAAUACCAUCUCAAGUUUGUGCCACUGGUUUAGCUGUUAGCACAGUAAAAAUCAUUUGUUUCAAAGGGGCAAAUGCUUUAAGGUGAUAAAAGGGAACACUACUUCUGCUUUUAGAAAGUUAUUGCAAGCACAAGCAUUUGCGCUUUUAAGCAAAUUAAAGUAGUAAAAUAGGUAACUUAGUGAAGCCUUUGUUAUCUUCCAGUUUUAUAAAGCUUAUCCACCACCAUUAAAUCAUAGCCCAAAUGCCUCAGCAAAAAGGAGGAAAAUGUGCCUGCCUCACUAUCAUCAGGCUUCUUUUAAUUCUUUUGCUAUUUUCCUUAAAGAGUUGGAUUUGCCUGCAUUCCUUAGGGAAGAGAAUUCCCUUUUCAUAUAAUGCUUCCUAAUGCGAUAGUCAUAGACUCAUGGACUCCUUCUUUAAACUGCUGUCCCUAGAGUACUUAAAUGUCUUUAGUAUACUAACAAAGUACAAGGAAGAACAUUAUAUUGAGUCAGAAACAAAAUCCUCAGUAUCAUAGAUGAUAAAAUACUGAUCAUCAUGGUUAGAAAUUCAGUCUACAGUUUUAUCAUCUCACUCAACUUAAUUGGCUUGGUAGUCUAGUCCUGGCCCAGUUAUUUUGCCACGUUAGACUUGGAGAAAUGGAGAGAGACUGAAAGUCAAAAUUGUUGAUUCUUCAUGUUUCCUUUUUAUUCAUGCUACUGGUUUUCUUUUCCUUGUGAUCCCAUUCUUCUUGCAUUCUUAUUUAUAACUUUUCUUUUUAUCAUGCUAAGGAUAGCCCUUACAUUCAUCCCAUUUAUGCUGUUAAUGGCUAGUGAUUGGUGCUGGUACAGGGAGCCCAGUAUAGACCAGCGUUCUUACCUUUGCCGGCCUAGGGCACCCAGCUGCCUUUCAUCCAUUAAGAAGAGCCAUUUUUUGCAACUUAAAAAUAUCUAGAAUAACCAUUCUCAGUUUGGCAGCUGAACUCAAAAUGUUGCCAGAUAUUUAUUCCUUUUCCAUGAUGUUGGUUACCCAAUUCAAUUGCUUUGGUUUUCUAAUGUCUUACUCUUUAGAAUUCUUACCUCAAAAGAACAAUCAGAACAUUUGCUUGUCUUUCUGCAAAUCCCUAAUCUCUACCCCUGCUCAUACCUGGACAUCCAGUUUUCCUCCUAUGCUAUCUUUUCUUAUAUCCAAACAGAAUGUAUGCCAGGAGUCCCUUGCCUCUAUCAAUUUCUGCUAAAAUAUCCAAGCAGGCUGUUUUCUCUUACAAUUAAAUUAUUAUAUAAAUUAAUUUGAUUGAAUCCAAUAAAUCCUUCCUCUAGCUCUGGAUAUACUGUCAAUAAAAGAUGAAAACAA